Myripristis murdjan (pinecone soldierfish) is the source of this 5103-nucleotide messenger RNA. RefSeq names its product terminal nucleotidyltransferase 5A-like. Lineage: Eukaryota; Metazoa; Chordata; Actinopteri; Holocentriformes; Holocentridae. Gene Ontology annotation, molecular function: poly(A) RNA polymerase activity; RNA binding. The transcript has 2 exons. The record is from RefSeq and is a predicted model, not a curated record. The coding region runs from base 718 to 1959 and encodes 413 amino acids. Gene Ontology annotation, biological process: mRNA stabilization.
ACGGGAGGCACACUCUUCAGAACUUCUCUUGCAGCUGUGGAGCGGGACGUCUGUGGCAUUACGCAGAACCAGCGAGCGAAAAAACGGCCAAAAUGUAAGCGAUAACAAGCUGUCAUACACCACUCUCCACAAAUGGUGAAUGUAGGUGUUCAGUGGAAAAGUGUAACAGGAGUUAAAACGAUGCGUAAAGUUGCAAUUGUGCUGAAAGGACGAGCAGCCGUCUGUGCGUAAAAGUGAAAGACAGAGGACUGAACGAAAAAAAAAGAAGCUUGUGGUGGAUGAAACCGUUUGGAUUGUGAUGGAUGGGUCGGCGACUGGCUGGAAUGCGCGGAAAAGCUGGCAACGCAGAGGACGUUUUUCUCUAAACUAAAUGUAAUUGAUGCCUGCAUUUCACGGUUUGGCAACACGGCCGCAGCGGAGCGCACGGCGGGCCAGCAGAUGCGGGACAGUGACUGAGCCUUACGGCUGGACAACUGGCGAAUUGAAUUAGUCUGGACUGCCAGACUUUAUGUAAGAAGUAGGACAACCAUUACACCGCCCAACCAGUUCUUCCCUUCAUGCGUAGAGAUGCUCGUCGCCUAGCAUCGUACUGUUAUGAGAAAGAGAAACUCUAAAGCGCCGCUUUCACAGAGGGGUACAGCCAGCAACCGCCACUACUCCAAGGGGAGUUAGGGGAAACUUUUGUCGUUUACAUUCUCCUGUCUACCUCCUCUAAAGAUGGACGAGAAGAGUGAGUCGGCUCCGGCGGACAGCUGCGCGGACGGAGAGAGCAUCAACCUCAGUGUGCUCAACUGGGAGCAAGUGCAGCGGCUGGACGCCAUCCUCACCGGUUCCAUCCCCAUCCACGGCCGGUGGAGCUUCCCCACUCUGGAGGUAAAGCCCCGGGACAUCGUCAAAGUGGUCCGAUGCCGCAUGGAGGAAAAGCGGAUACACGUCCGGGAGGUGCGGCUGAACGGCUCUGCGGCCAGCCAUGUUCUCCAUGAAGACAGCGGACUGGGAUGGAAAGAUCUGGAUUUAAUAUUCUGCGCCGAGCUGAAAGGAGAGAUUGAGUUUCAGAUGGUGAAAGAUAUAGUUCUGGACUCUCUGCUGGACUUCUUGCCGGAGGGAGUGAAUAAAGAGAAGAUUACACCGGUGACCUUAAAGGAGGCCUAUGUGCAGAAGAUGGUGAAGGUGUGCAAUGACUCCGACCGCUGGAGCCUCAUCUCGCUCUCCAACAACCGUGGCAAAAACGUGGAGCUCAAGUUUGUGGACUCUCUUCGACGACAGUUUGAGUUCAGCGUGGACUCCUUCCAGAUCCGCCUGGACUCCCUUCUACUCUUCUAUGAGUGCUCCGAGCACCCAAUGGCCGCCACCUUCCACCCCACCAUCCUUGGCGAGAGCGUCUAUGGCGAUUUCCCCGCCGCCCUCGACCACCUACGCAAGCGCCUGAUCUGCACAAGGACCCCCGAGGAGAUCCGAGGCGGGGGCUUGCUGAAAUACUGCCACCUGCUGGUGCGGGGUUUCCGUGCCGCUUCCGACACAGAGAUGAAGCUGCUGCAGCGCUACAUGUGCUCGCGCUUCUUCAUAGACUUUCCUGAGGUGGGCGAGCAGCGGAGGAAGCUGGAGUCCUAUCUGCAAAAUCACUUUGUGGACCUGGAGGACAGGAAGUAUGACUAUCUGGCCACGCUGUACAAUGUUGUUCAGGAAAGCACCGUGUGCCUGAUGGGCCAUGAGAGGCGUCAGACGCUGAGCCUCAUCUCUUCACUGGCAUUGCGGGUCCUGGCUGAGCAGAACGCCAUUCCCAAUGCUGCCAACGUCACCUGCUUCUACCAGCCCGCCCCUUAUGUCUCUGAUGGCAACUUCAGCAACUACUACGUGGCGCAGGUUCAGCCCAUCUACUCCUGUCCUCCCUCACCUCCUCACCAGUACCACCCUCCCCCGCACUACCCCAUGUAUGCGACUUGGUUGCCCUGUAACUAAACGUGUACUUGUGCUGAUUGGUGCGCUCCUACUCUCACUCGAUGUUAUUUUUUUUUUUUGCUCCGGUUACACUUUUGUGUAACUUGUGGAAUUCUCAUCCUCAAAAAGGUCAGUGAUGAGGAGUGGUGAUCUUCUUUCUUUUUCCUCUCCCUUGAGAUGGAAAGUUGAAGAAAAUAGGCACCGAAAACGCAAAAAAAAGAAAAUGUGAAGAAUACAUGAUGGAAAAAAUAAGAGAAUAAAGGAAGGAAGGGAAAUUAGGACAGGGAACUUGGAUGGAGGCAGAAAGCCGGAGAAAGGCUUUUCUCCGGUGUAGAGUGCCACAGGAGGAGGGGACGAGGUCAGAGGGAGAGGCUCCAGUGAGAGAGGCUGAAUCUGAGAGGAUAUUCCUAGGUCAGCUUUAGUGUCCUUUCAUGAAUGCCAAGAUUGAUGUGAUCCAGUAAACAACAACCUGGACAAGUGAGGCAAGCCUGAGAGUGACGAGCAGGCUAGACAUCAAACUGCGUUGGAAUCCGCUGUGAACUGAGACAUGACUGGUACUGGACACUCAAAAGGAUGAAGAUUUAUUCACACACACGCAUCCAUACAUGCACAUACAGUAAAGGAAGGAUCAUAGGACAAAGCAAGAUUAUUGAUCCUUUGUCAGAUAAAGCUGAUCUUCUGACCUUUUCAUGCGCAACAGCAAAAACGAGAAGUGAGACUCUUUUUUUUUUCAGACAAUGCAAAAAUGAGGAACUGGACACUGUUUACAAGUCUAAAGACCUACUUACAGUAGAUGCCCAAGUUUAUUUGACUAAUGAAGAAUACAUACCGAAACAACAAAACAAUGCAUGCUUUAUUUCUGUACAGGAAUACUUUUUCUUUAAAGUGCCUAGAAAAAAGCCUAAAGGGAAGAGAUUUUUUUUUGUGUGAUUAUUCAUUCUAGAGGACCAUAGACCUGUUAAAGAUGUCCGUGUGUGGGCUAAUUGACUAUAUGUCCGAGGUGAUAAUGAAUGUAUUGUGGAGCAGAGAGUGACCAGAGACUGAGAAACAUCUCUUUAACUGGCAUAGUUCAGAUCGAGAGACUGCUCUUAUCUGCACCUCUGUCAGAGUCAAUUCACAGCCUGAUAACCAAAAAGUUAUUUGUCAGCAGAAGUAACAGCACAAUUUCAUCAUCUUUAGAGAGAGGGUGGAGGUGGUGUCAGGGUUAAAAUUGAUCAUGCGAAUAAAGGAGAAGGUAGAAGCAGGGGAAUUGUGAUGUUUAAAUGGGUGAAAACAGAGACAGAGAGAUUUUGGCAAGAGGAGAGUGAGAAACAGAGACAAUAAUGUGGACUGAUGCAGAGCUGCGUAACCAAAAAGUCAUCUAUCACAGAGCGAAACAGCACCAUCUCAUCAUCCUCAGAGAGGCUGGAAGGGGUCAUAAGGUUCAAAAUGGUUGAUAUGAAUAAAAGAUACAGUAGAGGUAAGAGAGGGUAUUAUGAUUUUGUUACUGGAUGAAAGGAGAGAGAGAGAAAGAGAGAGAGAGGGAGGGAGGGAGAGAGAGAGGACAGGAGGAGGGUGAGUGAGUCAGACUUGCGAAAUCCGUCAUGCAUCCCGGUUGUGCCGCCUGCACAUAUCUCCAGGCCACACAGUGAUAUGACAAACUCUGUUUGCAAGAGGGGUGGAGGUUGGAUUGUGCAUACAGGGAUGUCACAGUAAAGCAGCAGCUCCUAAUAGGACUGGAAUUAAAUGGAAAACAAGUGGUAGAGCCACAAGGAGUCUGAAUAAUGUUCUCAAAAAAAAAAAAAAAAAAAGCAUGUAGCGCAAAAAACGCAAAAAGACUGUUAUCUCUAAUUAAUUUCUUUUCAAGGAAAUGAACGUUAAGAUUGAGAUGAGAGCAAUUAAGCUGUGAGCAGCUGACACCUGUUUCAAUUUGGCUAUUUUAACAAUGCAAAGGCACCAACAAAGUGAUCACAGAGCUAACGGAGAAUACCAACGAAGACAAUCACAAUGACAUUGAAGUGGCAAUACGACAAGUUGGCAAAGAGCUUUAUUCUUUUUUUUUUCAUCUUGAAACUUGCUGUACAAGUGCAAGAGGCUCGGCAUGUUCUCUGAAACCUGUUGUCAGAUCUCCUAUUUUUCUAUCAAUCUCUAUUUUUGUACGGUCUGUGUUUGACUGGUGUGAUAGUCAGAUUUAUAUAGGCCGAGUUGUUGAGUCUAAGAGUAUUUUUGUGGUGUGUAUGAGUUUGUAUAUUAUUUUGGCUCAAAAAGGGCAGUGCUGGCGAACCUGGCAGCAGUGUUCAAAUGCAGUUAAACUUGUGUUCGUUGUGACGCUCAAGCAACAUAUUUGGUUCACUUUAAGUGUUGUCUCAGAUUGUUUUCUGUUGCACAAAAGAGAUUGUUACACUGUUCUGCAUGUUUUUAAUUACCAUCCAAUUUUGACAUGGAAAUAAUGAUGUGCAAAAAGUGUUAUUACAUAUUUUAGCCCAUUUACUGUGACUCACGGUUACUUUAAAUUCUACUGAAUGUUUUGCAAAGCAUACCACAUGUUUUUUUUAAGAUGUUUGAAUAUGUUUGUCUUACCUUCCAGGCAGCCAUUCAUAUCCUGCCCAGGGAUAUUUUUGUCAAAGUUACUUUGUGUGUUGUUGUUGAGUUAGUAGUGUUGAAAUUUAGUUAAACUGCUACACUGAGGUGAAAAGUCUACACGUCCUCUGAUGUGUUCACAUGUUCGUGGAAAAAGGUCUGACGUCCCUUAUUUCAAAGUCGGCUACAAAACAGUGACACAUUCAUGUGCUAUUUUAUCAGACAAUCAAACCCAGAGCCCAAACAAUAAGCAAAUGGAGAUAUUGUGAAAAGGGUGAUGUGAAUUUGGCUUUUUCUUACUUUACAAAACUUAUAAUAGUUGGUCUGGCUAACCACCAAGUAGAAAAUUUGUUUUUUCCAGUUGAACAAAUAGAACAUGAAUGCACCAUUCCUUUCUUUCAAAUUCAGUCUGGCCGCUUCAAUUACACUGAACAACGCUGAACUUUUGAUUUAGAUGUGAAAUUUUUCAAAAAUGUCAGAAAUAUGGUAUGCUCUGCAAAAUGGUCUGUGGUAAUGUGAAGUAUGCAUGCAGUGCAGUCAGUGGACUAAAAUAGGCAAAAACACCGGUAUGGUCCUUUAAGAUGACUGACUUGAUAAUUAAAAAUG